This is a messenger RNA of Amaranthus tricolor (Joseph's coat), 435 nucleotides long. RefSeq lists its product as uncharacterized. The coding region runs from base 1 to 435 and encodes 144 amino acids. The transcript is spliced from 2 exons. The record is from RefSeq and is a predicted model, not a curated record. NCBI's taxonomy places the organism in Eukaryota, Viridiplantae, Streptophyta, Magnoliopsida, Caryophyllales, Amaranthaceae.
AUGAAGUUUGAUGCCACUAUCUCCCAGCCUUUACAACAACCUUAUACUGAUCAAUUGGCAGUCACAAUUACAAUAGGCCAAAUGAAAGUUAGGCAAGUGCUUGUUGAUAUCGGAAGCACAGCUGAUCUUAUCACCAUGGAUCGCCUCAAAAAAAAGAAGUUUGAGGAAAAGCAUCUACUUACUAUUGACAAAUCCCUCAUUAGCUUUGGAGUCUGUGUUGGAGAAAAUGGCAGUUGCAAAACGAUGUCGAUUCGCUUCACCGUGGUCGACACUAACUUUUCCUAUAAUGCUAUCAUGGGACUUCCUCUCAUCAACAAGUUAAAGGCAAUUAUCUCUCCUUAUCAGCUCUUGCUACAAUUUGAGCAGGAUGAUGGAAAGGUGGGAAUCCUAAAGGAGAUCAAAAGACAGCUCGUUAAUGCCUUAUCAACUCAUUAA